Messenger RNA from Zingiber officinale, 1917 nucleotides. Its product is annotated as protein kinase PINOID 2-like. The transcript is spliced from 2 exons. Gene Ontology annotation, biological process: protein phosphorylation. Gene Ontology annotation, molecular function: protein serine/threonine kinase activity; ATP binding. NCBI's taxonomy places the organism in Eukaryota, Viridiplantae, Streptophyta, Magnoliopsida, Zingiberales, Zingiberaceae. Bases 66 to 1589 code for a protein of 507 amino acids. The record is from RefSeq and is a predicted model, not a curated record. Gene Ontology annotation, cellular component: plasma membrane; nucleus; cytoplasm.
UUAGCCUCUAUAUAUACAUGCGAAAGAAGUGAAGUGAUGAGCUGUAGAAUUGCGUCUCCAAAUCCAUGCACCCCUCCACCCGUUCUCGCCGACGCCCCAUGGAGGCCGCCGCCUUGGCCGGCCGCGAUGAUUCCGACCGAGACAGCGUCCGAUCCUCCUUCAGCACCGCCAUCGACUCCCGCCGCAGUUGGAUCAGCGACAUCAGCUUCGGCAGUUCCAGCUCGGUCUCCCUACGCUCCCACUUCACCGCCAGCGAUACCGGUGGCGCUGGCCCUCACCAACCGAAGAUGAAGCCCCACAAGGCGAACCAGGCCGAAUGGGAGGCCAUCCGCCGCCUCCGCGUCGCCUCCUCCGGCCAAAUCCGCCUCGACCACUUCCGCCUUCUCCGCCGCCUCGGCAGCGGCGACCUCGGCAACGUGUACCUGUGCGAGCUCCGCGCCCCCGCACCUGCCUGCCUCUACGCCAUGAAGGUGGUAGACCGUGAGGCCCUUGCCUUCCGCAAGAAGCUCCAUCGCGCGGAGAUCGAGAAGGACAUCCUUCGCACCCUUGACCAUCCUUUUCUCCCCACCCUCUAUGCUGACUUCGAAGCUGCCCACUACUCCUGCCUCCUCAUGGAGUUCUGCCCCGGAGGAGACCUCCAUGUCCUCCGCCAGCGACAAGCAGGCCGCCGCUUCCCCAUCUCCUCCGCCAGGUUUUAUGCGGCGGAGACGUUGUUGGCGCUGGAGUACCUCCAUAUGAUGGGGGUGGUCUACCGGGAUUUGAAGCCGGAAAACAUCCUCGUGAGGGACGACGGCCACAUCAUGCUCUCUGACUUCGAUCUCUCCCUCAAGUGCGACGUCGUCCCCAAACUCCACAUGAUGCAGCGCCUCGGCAGCGGAAAGCUCCCGGCGAAGAGCACCGCCGCAUCCUGCGUGCCUCCCAUGCAACCCGUCCUCUCCUGCUUCUAUGGCGGCGACAAAAAGGCAAAGCGGCCACCGCCGAAAAAGAACCCCUGCGCGGACGACCCGGAAGAGACGGAGCAGGAGAAUCAGAUCGAGGUCGACCCGGAACUGGUGGCGGAGCCGAUCGCUGCGCGGUCCAAGUCGUUCGUGGGCACGCACGAGUACCUCGCACCGGAGGUGAUCUCCGGCGGAGGCCACGGCAGCGCCGUCGACUGGUGGGCCCUCGGAGUGUUCCUCUACGAGAUGAUCCACGGCCGGACGCCAUUCAAGGGCGAGGACAACGAGAAGACCCUCGUCAACAUCCUCAAGCAACCGCUCGAGUUCCCGCCGACGCCAUCCCCAACAGAUCCCAACAAGAACACGGACGACGCGGCGAAUGCCCGAGAUCUGAUCGCGAAGCUGCUGGUGAAGAACCCCAAAAAGCGCAUCGGAAGCACCAAGGGCGCCGCCGAGAUCAAGCGGCACGAGUUCUUCAAAGGCGUCAACUGGGCGCUCAUCAGGUCGGUAAGCCCACCGGAUGUGCCCAGAAACAGAGCAACGAGGAGCAGCAGCAGCAGAGCACCCGCUGUGACGGUGGCGCAAAAGCUGAACAAAAAGCAAAAGGAUCACGAGCCUUACAAAAUCCCUCACCACAUUGAUUACUUCUAACUACUCCGAGAGCGGUCUCUCUCUAUCGCUUUUGCGUGCGUAUAUACCAUUUAGAAUUCCAUCAUGGCAAAUUUUAAUUUACCCUCUAAAAUUUAAUUUAAUUUGAUUUAUUGUCUCAAGAAUCAAAUUAAACUUUAGAGGGGAAAAAUUAAAAAUUCCUCCACCUUAUCCAGUUAUUUAGCGUUGCACUAUCUGUUUGUUAUGCUUUUGCUCUCACACUUCGUUUCCUUGUUUGUCUUUUGGGUCCUUGUAGUCUUUUGACUUGAGAGUUAUCAUUGUCAUGGUCUCUCUUUUGGUGAACUUGAAACCUUUCUUUAGGUUUUAUAUA